Messenger RNA from Quercus robur (English oak), 1083 nucleotides. RefSeq lists its product as uncharacterized. The coding region runs from base 1 to 1083 and encodes 360 amino acids. NCBI's taxonomy places the organism in Eukaryota, Viridiplantae, Streptophyta, Magnoliopsida, Fagales, Fagaceae. Gene Ontology annotation, molecular function: zinc ion binding; nucleic acid binding. The record is from RefSeq and is a predicted model, not a curated record. The transcript has a single exon.
AUGGAAAUGGAACGCUCUCUCUCUCUCGAGGAACAAGCGGAACUUGCCCGCAGCAAUAAAAAAGUUAAAAAUGUGAAUCAUGCGGGUUUUUGUGAAGGCCAAAGCUCAGGGUCUGCAUCUCCUAGUUUCGCUGGGGGCUAUGGCAGCCAAAAUGCUUCAUUCAGAGACAAACUUUUGGGUGAAAUACCAGGUGCAUACACGCAGGCUUUUUGUUUUAAAGAGUUCAUGGAUGAUGAUGCCAAGUCGAAUGAUGAAGUGGAAACUCUUAGGCAAGGUAUGGUAGCUGUGAAAUUCUCGAAAGAGCUUAAAAAAGAGAUUCGAAGACCUUGGAUGAGAGCUUUGAUUGUGAAAGUAUACGGUAGAACUAUUGGAUUAAAUUUUCUCCAAGCUAGAUUAUUAUCCUUGUGGAAGCCAGCAGGGCGUAUGGAUGUUGUUGACCUUGAACAUGGUUUCUUUCUAGUAAGGUUGUCAUUGAAAGAGGAUGUGGAGACUGUGUUGAAGAAAGGUCCUUGGUUUUUAGGAGAACAUUUCUUAUCGGUUAGACCAUGGGAACCGGAUUUCAAGCCCGAAUCAGCCAAGGUGUCUUCUAUUGCAGUUUGGGUUAGACUCAGUGGGUUACCUAUUGAAUACUACAAUGAUAAGGCUCUUCAACACAUUGGGAAGGCUAUUGGCAAUGUGUUAAGGAUUGAUACUUUUACGGCGACUGAAUCAAGAGGUAAGUUUGCAAGGUUGUGUAUCCAAGUCGAUGUGGACAAGCCGCUUAUUACUACGGUGAUGAUAGGUAAAAUCCAGCAAGCUGUUACUUAUGAGGGGAUCCAUAACUUAUGCUUUGAGUGUGGAAGAAUGGGCCAUAAAAGAGAGGCUUGUCCAGUUGUUAUUAGGCCGAUGCCGCCGUGUGAGGAAGAGGAGAAGGGAGGUGCAGGUGAUAGAGGGGCAAGCACACACGUUGUGCAUGAUCCUGACAGUGCUGAGAUAAAUUUGGGACCACAUGGAAAGGACAAUGCCGUGCGAGAGGACGUGCAUGAGGGAUCAUAUGGACCAAGGGUGGUCGUGGCACGCAGGAAGAAAGAGAAAAAAAUUUAG